Molecule: messenger RNA, 477 nt
Organism: Paramecium sonneborni
Lineage: Eukaryota; Ciliophora; Oligohymenophorea; Peniculida; Parameciidae
Source: the annotation of a GenBank genome assembly
AUGGGUUGUGCAUGUUAAAGUUUAUAGAUUGCAUCUAAACAAAUUUAAAAUAAUUGUAGUUUAGACAGUGAAUGCAAUUCAAUAAAAAGAGCAAUUUUUGAGCAUCCAAGAUAAGUUUUGGAUUCAGUAAGUUCAAUUUCCUCAUAUUCUGAUUAAUAUUCUUCGCGUCCUUUGCAAACUGUAGGUUAAAUUAAAACAUAAGAUUGGAUUUGCUUAAAUAAGAGUGAUAAAAAUAAAAUUGCAAGAAGAGUUAUUAGUAGUUUAAAUGAAAAUAGUUUAAGUCCACUCAAAAAGGAAAAUGAAAACACUUUUUCUGAUUUAUCUGUAGAAUUGAUUGCAGAUGAAUAAGUAAGAUUAAUAAUACCAACUAAAAUAAAAAGGUAUUUAAAUAGAAGAAGAAUAACUUCAAAGGAGGAUUUAUUGAAUAAGGUUAAGAAGAUGAAAUUCUCAGAAAAAUUCAAAAGAAGAAAGACUUGA